Durusdinium trenchii is the source of this 339-nucleotide messenger RNA. Lineage: Eukaryota; Dinophyceae; Suessiales; Symbiodiniaceae. The record is from the annotation of a GenBank genome assembly.
AUGACCACUGGCAGCUGGUUCGUGGCUUUUGGCAGCUCAGAGCUGGAAGAGGCACUGGAAAACGCAGAAGAAACGCUCAGGGAGGCCUAUGUGAUCCCUGCCGCCGUGAAGCUUCAGGACUCAAAUCCCUUUGUACCCACCUUUAUUUGGAGAAGACCUGUGGCCUUGCUCUUUGCGAAGCACCAGCUCUACCGCUACCAUGGGCCAAAGAUUGCUGAAGAGCUGGUGGCCUUUGCUGAAAAGGCUUUGAAUGGGGAAAUGCAAGGGGAGCAGAUCCCUCCAGAGGUCAGCUUCUUAGGAAAGUUGUGGCAGCGUUUCAUGGGUCAAGGUGAGCUGUAA